GUCUCAGGCUGAGGGAAAUAUGAUCAGCGCCCCUGACGUGGUGGCCUUCACCAGAGAGGAGGAGCUGGAGGAUGAACUGUACAGCGAGCCGCCUCUACCCGAGGAGUACUCGGUGCCGCUUUUCCCCUUUGCCAGCCACGGCGCCAACCCCUGGGCCAAGGUCGCCAGCUCCAAGUUCACCCGGGACUUCAUCCUCAUCUCCGAGUUCUCGGAGCAAGUGGGGCCCCAGCCCCUCCUGACCAUCCCUGAUGACACCAAAGUGUCAGGCACUUUUGAUCUCAAUUAUUUUUCCCUCCGGAUCAUGUCAGUGGAUUACCAGGCUUCCUUCGUGGGGCACCCUCCUGGCUCUGCCUACCCAAAGCUGAACUUUGUGGAGGACUCCAAGGUGGUGCUGGGGGACUCGAAGGAAGGAGCAUUCGCGUACGUCCACCACUUGACUCUGUACGACCUCGAAGCCAGGGGUUUCGUGAGGCCCUUCUGCAUGGCCUAUAUCUCUGCUGACGAGCACAAAAUCAUGCAGCAGUUUCAGGAACUCUCCGCUGAGUUCUCCAAAGCUUCUGAAUGCCUAAAGACAGGGAACAGAAAAGCUUUUGCUAAUGAACUGGAAAAGAAACUGAAAGAUCUCGACUACACUAGGACUGUUCUGCACAAUGAAACCGAGAUACAGAAGAAAGCCAAUGAUAAAGGGUACUACACAACUCAAGCCAUCGAGAAGGCCAACGAGCUGGCCAGCGUGGAAAAGUCUAUCAUCGAGCACCAAGAUCUGCUGAAACAAAUCCGGUCAUAUCCCUACAGGAAGUUGAAGGAGUCUGACUUCCACCCCUACGAGCCGGAGCGUGCGCUGGAUCAGGCCAAUGCGGGCUGUGAUCAGGAUCUGACUACCUCCGACCUUGCUGAGCCUGGUGAAACACACCUUUAUGCUCAUGUGCCGUCCUAUACCCCCAAGCUCAUCAAAGCGAAGUCUGCCAAAUGCUUUGACAAGAAGCUGAAGACACUGGAGGAACUCUGCGAUAUUUAUUUUUUCACCCAAACCCUUGACCAGUUGCAACAGAUCGAGAGGACUUUCAGAGGUGACAUGUGCUACCUCCUGACAGACCAGAUCAGCAGGGCACUCUUAAAGCAACAAACCGUAACUAACUUCCUCUUUGAGGAUGCAUCUUUUCUGGAUGAAAAACCACCUGAAAAACAGUACAGAGGCUGCGAGGGGCUCAGCCAAGAUGCCAUCGAUAGGAAGUGUUUGGAAGAGUUCCCUGCUCCUAAAGUGGUCAUUAGCCUGGGAUCCUACAAGUCCAGCGUGGAGUGUGUGCCCAUCAAGAUGGAGCAGGAAAUUGAUGACUCCCAAGAACCCAAAAUGACUGAGUCUGUCACAUUCGAACACCAGGAGAACCUGGACUAUCUCGAUGCAGAUAUUAAAGGCAGCAUCAGUAGUGGUGAGAGCAUCGAGGUUCUUGGAACGGAGAAAUCUGCAUCUGGCUUGACAAAAUCGGAGAGCCAGGCCAGUCUACCCAUCAGCCCCAGUCCCCAGGUGGGCAGGAGCAAGGUGGGCAGCCAGCGGACUGUCAGCGAGGACAGCAUCGAGGUUCUCAGCACAUGUCCCUCUGAGUCACUCAUCCCAGAAGAUUUCAAAGCGAGUUACCCAAGUGCCAUUAAUGAGGAACCUUACAUGGAUGAUGAAGAGGGAGGCCUUCAUUUCACCUCCAAACUAAACCUGGACAGUGUCGAUGAACAGGGAAACGUUUCAAAACAGGAAAACUUAGUGCAGGUUGAUUCUGCCUGUUGUAUCGGGAAGGAGAGUCCCAACUUCCUCGAGCCUCUGCCUGACCUGGGACAGAAGCCCUGCGAUGAGGACGGGGUGGUCAGGAUCCCCCCGCAGCCGUACCGGCAGGCUGAGCAGGGGCUGCGUGGGAGCUUCGGGGGCUUCCCCUCCCGCGACGGCAUCUCAGGGGGUCUCCUCCCUUAUGAGCUUGACUCACGCUACCUGACAGGCAGCAGGGAGGUCAGUAAGAGCAGCCUGGAUGAGUGCUCAGACUCCACAAGCUAUAUCAGCAGCGCUGCCUCCACGUGCUCCGACAGGACCCCUUCUCCUGCUUACCCCGCCUGUCAGGAAAGCGAAAGACACAAAAAAAAGGCCGGUCAGAACGCACUGCGGUUCAUCAGGCAGUACCCCUUUGCUCACCCCGCCAUCUACUCCCUGCUCAGUGGGAGGACCCUGAUCGUGCUGGGGGAAGAGGAAGCAAUAGUCAAGAAGCUCGUGACGGCGCUCUCCAUCUUUGUGCCAAACUGCGGCGUUUACGCCAAGCCCGUGAAGCACUGGGUCACUUCCCCUCUGCACAUUGUGGAUUUCCAGAAGUGGAAGCUGAUUGGUCUCCAGAGGAUGGUGUCACCUGCCGGGGUGAACGUGCUGCACACCCUGAGCCGCUACAGCCGGUACGUCAGCAUUCUGGACGCCGACAGUAAGACUCUCCGCUGCCCGCUUUACAAAGGCACCUUGGUGUCACGGCUGGCAGACCACCGCACACAGAUCAAACGAGGAAGCACCUACUAUAUGCACGUCCAAAGUAUCCUCACCCAGCUGUGUUCAAAAGCCUUCCUCUUCACCUUCUGCCAUCAUUUGCACCUUCCCAUCAGUGAAAGGGAACCGGAGGAAUCUGUAGUGAAUCGCAGGAUGAACUUUCUGAAGCUUCAACUAGGCCUUGCCAACGAAGAUAUCAAAAUUGUACAGCAUUUAGCUGAGCUGCUGAAGAUGCAGUACAUUCAGGAACCCGGCCAGGGGGUGAACCCCCUGCUCAGUUUUGACUAUGUUCCCAGCUUUUUGUACAAAAUCUAGCCUUGCGCGGGCUGUCUGCCUGUGUCCUCCGAGUCUGACAAAGCUCAUCCGUGCUUGACAUUGAUGCUGUCUGCAGUAGCUCUCAUAGGUCGGGAAGGGGCGAAGUAGCCGAUGUGUUUGCAUGUGUCUCUGCUCCGCAGAAAUCAGUGUCUGAGGGACUGGAUUUCUGUGUGGUUCCCUCUAGCCAAGAACGUAGAUAUUCCAUCACAUAAAACACCAGGCACUCUGUUUUAAAGUGUUAGAAGGGGCACUGUUAACUUUGCAAAUGUAUCGUGGCAACAUCCCAGGGGGAUUCUGGUGUGGAGAGAGAGGUGAGCUGCCUUGGGGAUAAAUACUUACUGGCGUGCAGCCCCCAAAAAUAAUGCAGCAUUCCGCACACUUCUGCCAGAGCCUAAAAUGCUGUUGGUCCCUCCCAUGGAGCCAGGGUGGAGACCAGAGGGGAGAUGUAAAGGCCACAUAAAGGUUUUUAAUCCACUUGUGUCUCAUGUGAGUGUAGCUCGGAAGCUCCCUGGCAGGGUGGCAGCUUGCAGUGAUCUGUCUGUAUGCAGCAGUAGCGGAUGGUCUGUCCCUGCCUGCAUUUUUCCGAGUUUCCUGGCGCUUCCCAGGACAGAUUGUCCCUGGGUGAGCGGGAGCACGCUGAAGGCUCACGUGUUUCUCUCCAGAA
This is a messenger RNA of Athene cunicularia (burrowing owl), 3491 nucleotides long. It is a transcript of the gene SMCR8, whose product is annotated as Smith-Magenis syndrome chromosome region, candidate 8. Gene Ontology annotation, molecular function: GTPase activator activity. Lineage: Eukaryota; Metazoa; Chordata; Aves; Strigiformes; Strigidae. Bases 20 to 2827 code for a protein of 935 amino acids. The record is from RefSeq and is a predicted model, not a curated record. The transcript has 3 exons. Gene Ontology annotation, cellular component: guanyl-nucleotide exchange factor complex.